AUGGAUACCAUUCACUUGCCCCGAGAUAUCAUUAUAGUCGGCGCAGGCAUUGCAGGAAUCGCUUGUGCCCUCGCGCUCUCCCACGAACUUUCUCCCUAUGUGCCCGACCUCAGAAUAAAAAUUUACGAGCGACAUGAUAUCUUAUCCACAUCCGGGGGAGCGAUUAACCUGACACCCGUCGCGCAACGUCACCUUGCCCAGCUUGGGAUUCUCGAGGAGCUGGACCGCAUGGGCUCUGAGGGGGGAGCAGAGGUCGAUGCUAUUUCACUAUACUCUAUACGAUCUGGCCGCUCAAUCGGUUCAAUUAGCUUUGUCGACCAUCAUGGAAAUGGUUAUGGAGGAUUCAAAGGUCGCCGGGUGAUGCGCAUUGUGCUCUCAAUGGCGAUGCUGACAUUGGCGGAACGAUCCCCUAACAUCGAAUUGAUAUUCGGCAAAAAGGUGGUCGGAGGCGAAGAAACCGAGAGUAACGCCGUUGUUCAUUUCAAAGAUGGAUCCAAGGCUGUCGGCGAUUUGGUGAUCGGCUGCGAUGGAGUUCACUCUGCGGUUCGCACAUGCUGGGUCGAUCCAGAUACCCCAUCUGAAUAUACUGGUAUAUCGUUUCUGCAGGCUACCGUACCAUCAGACAGUAUUUCUUCACCCAUGCAUUUCCGCUCAUCGGCCCUCAAUAUUUCACGACAAGGCUCGAUGUUGACCAGCUACUGCGAUCGCGACCGUGAGCAAAUCUUCGCUGCCGCGACUGUGCAAUUUAGCCAAGAUGACUUGAGCUAUUAUCGGAUCGAGCCCGGGCAAGACUGGGCAACGCGAAAUAGGAUAAAGUGUGCGCUUCGUCGGGAGGUUCAAAAUCGUUUCGCCAAAACUGCUAUACCUUGCAUUCGGGAGAUAGUCAACAGUGAUGCAGACUGGAUGCUUUACCCUGUUCAUCAAGUACCACCAGGUGGCAGAUGGUGCACAAAUCGUGUGAUUUUGCUUGGCGAUGCAGCACAUGCGAUGCCUCCUAGAGACGAGUCCGCCGCCUACGCACUAGACGAUGCAAUUCUCUUUGCUCGUAUUCUAGUCCGUUAUCGAUCGGAACCACUGCCCGAGGUAUUUGAUGCGUAUGAGAGUAUGCGCCGCGGAACCAUCGAACAAGCUUUCAAAGAAUCUCAUCGUAUGUGGGAUCGAAAUCGUGAUAUGGGUAUGUUAGAGGGUCGACUUAAGGAGUGGUUGAUGCCGUUUUAUCUACGCAGCCACCGUGACAAGCGCGAAGCAGCGUGGGAGUUUGACGCGGCUAAGAUUACAAUUCCUACACCUGCCCCUAGUGAAGAUUUAGUGUCUUUGAAUUCAUUUUUGAAGGAGCAGACGACAUGA
Penicillium manginii is the source of this 1347-nucleotide messenger RNA. RefSeq names its product FAD-dependent oxidoreductase. The record is from RefSeq and is a predicted model, not a curated record. Lineage: Eukaryota; Fungi; Ascomycota; Eurotiomycetes; Eurotiales; Aspergillaceae. Bases 1 to 1347 code for a protein of 448 amino acids. The transcript has 2 exons. Gene Ontology annotation, molecular function: FAD binding; monooxygenase activity.